GGGAAGGGCGCCGGGGGCGAGAGGCGGGCGCGAGGCGCUGGGGUAGGACAAAGUGACGCGUGUCCUUCGCUGUCAUCCAAGGAGGAGCCCGCGGCCGCUGUCCCCCUCGGGCGCCCACGACGCGCCAGUCCGCAGAGAUGUCGGCCGCCGGCGCCCGGGGCCUUCGGGCCACCUACCACCGAGCCCUGGACAAGGUGGAGCUGUUGCUGCCGGAGAAACUGAGGCCGCUGUACAACCACCCGGCAGGUCCCAGAACAGUUUUUUUCUGGGCUCCAAUUAUGAAAUGGGGCUUGGUGUGUGCUGGCUUGGCUGACAUGGCCAGACCUGCUGAGAAGCUGAGCACAGCUCAAUCUGCUGUUUUGAUGGCCACAGGGUUUAUUUGGUCAAGAUACUCACUUGUAAUUAUCCCAAAAAACUGGAGUCUGUUUGCUGUUAAUUUCUUUGUGGGGGCGGCAGGAGCUUCUCAGCUCCUCCGUAUUUGGAGAUAUAACCAAGAACUAAAAGCUAAAGCAAACAAGUAAGAGUUCCUGACCACCUGAACAAUCUAGACGUGGAUAGAACCACUGGGACUAAUUUGACUUAUAAG
Molecule: messenger RNA, 586 nt
Organism: Lontra canadensis (Northern American river otter)
Lineage: Eukaryota; Metazoa; Chordata; Mammalia; Carnivora; Mustelidae
Gene: MPC2
Product: mitochondrial pyruvate carrier 2
Exons: 5
Coding region: 138-521 (127 amino acids)
Biological process (GO): pyruvate import into mitochondria
Cellular component (GO): mitochondrial inner membrane
Molecular function (GO): pyruvate transmembrane transporter activity
Source: RefSeq, a predicted model, not a curated record